This is a messenger RNA of Spirometra erinaceieuropaei, 1782 nucleotides long. The record is from the annotation of a GenBank genome assembly. Lineage: Eukaryota; Metazoa; Platyhelminthes; Cestoda; Diphyllobothriidea; Diphyllobothriidae.
AUGGGCACAUUGAUCUUUGUGGCUUUUGCAACCGGUGUCGUUGCCCAGACCUAUCUUACAGAGGGCGGCUUCGGUCUAAUGCUAGAUCUGAGCGUGGGCUAUGCAGCCGCCUGGAUUCUCGGUAAUUGCAUCGCCGGUUCGGAGAGCAUGACCUUCCUAAACCCCGCGUUGGGUCUUGCAAACGCCCUUGUCGGACGACUGAACUUCAUCAAAAUGCUCCUUUACUGGCUGGCAGAGCUAAUUGGCGGUUUCCUUGGAGGAUUACUCGUCAUAUUGAUAUACUGGGAGAAGAUACAAUCUUUUGCGCAAAAAUUUGACGGUGGGGAGCUCCGAAUGAACACUACGGGUAGCGUGUUGGUGGGCUCUGUUAACGCAGAUCUGGUGACCCUAUUUAUCGACCAACUUAUUGUCGGCAGCGUCAGCAUAAUUGGCAUGAUGGCGGCAAUAGACAAAAAUAAUUGGAACCUGCCGCGAUCCAUGAUUAUCUUCUAUGGAUCGUUGUUGCAGUUUCUCAAGUACAACGACUUCUCCGUGAACACCUCUGCGAGCAGCAAUCCAGCUCUCGACUUGGGACCCCGGCUGGCACUACUCUGCACCGGUAAGUAUCUCUACUCGAAGUGUUAGCAGACAACAACAACAACAACAACGAUGUGCCACCCCGAAUUCGCACAGCAUGGUUUAAGAGAAGGCUGUUGCACUCAUUUUUUUACGCCGCUUGUAUUAGCAUAAAUUCGUUCAUCAAGAUCCUGGAACAGAGAAUUGAAACAAAAUGCACUGGCACCCCCAGACAAAUAUCAUUCUGCAAACGGCAUUUGAAGAAAAAACAUAACGAUUAUGAACUUUAAACGUCCUAAAAACCAGUUUCAAAAAUCUACUGAUAUAGCCAAGUCGGCUAAUAAUUACUUUUUCCUAAUGCAGUUUUCAGUAAGGGAUAAUGCUGGAUAGUGCAAGGAGUGUAGGUUUCAACGCGUAAAUAUUCAGAAUGCAGUUUCUUAAGGACCUCCCGGAAUUUUAAUCUUUGCGUUUACAAACCAGGCUUUUUCGUUUAGUGAAAAAGGUCCCAGGAAAUCUGGGCAUAGUAGAUUAGAUCAUUUAAAAUACUUUGAUUUAAGAGACAAACCGCCUUUAGCAGGAUAUCCCUAAAAAAAACGCGGCAACUGCCACCCCGGUCUAUAUAAAUUAUGUUGAUCAGGAACAACUUACUCUAUGACGGUUUCAUGUACCCAAAUCCAAAAUGUCCUUUCUUUCGACCGACACGCACUACGUGAAGGAGGAUUGGUACGGUCCGGUGGCUUCCGUACCUGCAUCCUCAUCGAACGAACUGCCUGACAACGCAAAAACCUCGCCAGUACCGUUACUACACCCUUUAAGGUCGUCGAGAUCAAAAACGUAUUCCAGCGUCUGUACGAUGUCUUUGUACGGCACAGCCAAUGCCUGAGCCCACAAGAACAUGUCGUAGGGAGCGUCAACUACAUGUGCCCGUUCAGUCCCGAUCUGUUACAGCAAGCUUUCUUAGUAGCCUGACUGCGUUGGAAUCAUCAGAAAAAAAACUAUAUGAUUACCUUGGCUCUUAAUGUACUUUACUUUUUAGGUUGGGGAACAAACGCUUUUUCGUACGGCAACUACGCCUUCGUUGUCUUCCUCUUCACACCCUUCUUGAGUGCCAUUAUAGGCACACUAAUGUACGAACUUCUGAUUGGCAUUCAUCUUCCGGGAGCUGGUGAACAUUCCCGGAAACCGGAUGGGACGCCACGGAUCGAAAGUCGAAAUUCCGAUGAAUAA